AUGGAUGAAACUGCGGCAGCCCGGGAGGCCGGAGGAAGCAUGCACACAUCCGGGGCCGGUAGAUCGGACCAGGUGGAUACGGCCGGCCUCUCUCUCAAGCUGGAUUCUGGAGACAUGGGUUCGUAUGGCUGUGCUUUAUGCUGUGCUUUAUUUUGAGACGAGUUUAAUUGACUCAAGACAUUUGCAUUAGAGCUUGUUCAGAUGAACUAAAGUGUCUGUAGAGCGCUGGCACCGUUCGAUGGUGCAUAUAAGGGUUCAUUCAGGUUUUGGUCCAGCUAUCGAUUAUGGUUUUUCUCAGUAGACUAAAUGAUCUGUCAGUUUCCAGACCUAAGAAAUGAUUUAUGUUAAUAGGCCUAUAGUUAACCAAUAUGGUCAUCCUGCUAUUUCUAAAGACAAUGACAAGCUGCCAGCAACCACCAAAAGGAAAAGCCUAAUGAAUUAAUGCAAACAUUGAGCAUACAGAAGCUGACCUUGUCCUGAUUAAAAUGUACAGCAUGCAGUAGUUGGUAGGCAAUGUCCAGGGCCUGACUAUGUGAAAGUGGUCGCCCUCCUGAAUCUAUAUGAUUUUUGAUAAUCAUCUUCACUAUCCUAUUUAAUCGUGGAUGUCGAUUAAGGCAGCCCGCCUCACCUCUCUGAUUCAGAGGGGUGGGGUUAAAUGCGGAAGACACAUUUCAGUUGAAUGCAUUCAGUUGUACAACUGACUAGGUAUCCCCUUUCCCUAUAUAGAUCAAACUAGGCCAAUGUCUUUGUCACAUAAAAGUGUUACAAUUAAAGAUGAAACACCAGGAAGCCGAUUGAAACCUAAUGCAUGGGGUUGAAUUAUAAAUGAACAGAAAUGUCCUGAGCCUCUCUGCCUCUGCUUUACCUGAGUGUCACUGAAUGACCAGGAGAACAGGCUCGCACCUAGGGGCAGGCAGAGUAUAUAGGCAACAGCGCAACAGUUUAGCCUAUAUUAAAAUAUUCCUAGGUAGCCUUGAAUAUAGGAAGAACACCUUGUACCAGAUAUGUAUGUAAGCUGUGUAAGUCCUUCGUUGUAUUCUAGUCCAUUACAGGAGAUCUAUUACUGAACCCAGAACCAACUCUCUCAAGUGCGCUGGCCAGCUACUCAAUUUUGUUUCUGUCACAAUAGACUAUUACAUAGUUCCACUGCUAUUACUCUGGUAUAACAGCAGUAUAAUGUAACCAAUCUUUAUUUGUGGUCCUCUGUAGCUCAGCUGGUAGAGCACGGCGCUUGUAACGCCAAGGUAGUGGGUUCGAUCCCCGGGACCACCCAUACACAAAAAAAUAAAUGUAUGCACACAUGACUGUAAGUCGCUUUGGAUAAAAGCGUCUGCUAAAUGGCAUAUUAUUAUUAUUAUUAUUAUUAUUAUUUAAAGAUGAUAAGACAAGCGUCAGAAAGGAACUGGAAGCAGUAUGUGUGUAUUAGAUGUUAUGUUAACCGAACCAUCAAGCUGUACUCCAUCUUCUGUGCUUCCUCUCAGUAAAGCUGUUCAAGCAGAGUUGAACACUGCACAUACACACACCAGUGAUUUUCUCCUUUUUCAAACCAAGUAUGAGAGAAUGAACAGUAUGGAGUAGGAAUGAAUGAACAGUGAAUUUCAAUGCCUUGGCAGAUUCCCUAUUGCACAUGGAGUAAAUGGAAAUUGAAUGGGCAACAGGGGUGUUUGUGUUCAUAGUUCACACAUACAUUUGAUUCGUAGAACAUAAUUGACUGGUUUUCUUAGCAGCUCUUCUUGCAGUCAUUUCCCUAUUGAAUUUGCACAGUUUCCCAUCUGUAGAGAAGCAGCAACUCCCCCAACAUACACACACACACACACACACACACACACACACACACACACACACACACACACACACACACACACACACACACACACACACACACACACACACACACACACACACACACACACACACAUAGUAGCAGAGCAUUAUCUGCUAUAAUCAGCUUAUCAGCAGCACUUAGACUAGUGAUGGCGCUAGAGACUGGCAUCUGGUACAAUCCUCAUCCAGCAGACCUCUAACCCCCUCUCUUCCUCUCUCACUCUCUCGCCUCUUUCACCUGGUCAGUCUGUCAUGGAAAGAGCAGGUUUUUAAAAAUGUUUUGAAUAAUCAGUUUACAUUGCUAUCUGAGCAGUCUGAUUUCUCUUACUAAGUGUUGGCACUCACACAAAACUGCACCUACUCAAGCCUGAAGGAAUGGUCUCAAAUCUCCUAUGGUGGAAAUGAGGGAUGUGUGUGUGCCUGUGAGCACACUUGUGUGUACAGCAUCGUGUGCAUGCACGUGUGCGUGUGUGUGCACGCUCGCAUGUAACAGCUCUAUCCCCUAGUCGGCAGUGUUGUGCUAUUAGACAGUCUUACGCAACUCUUGUUUACGUGUCAAUAACACUCGCCAUCAGGCAGCCAUCUUCUGAGCUGGCCAGUGAGAGGCCUAAUCCUCUUUAUAUCAUAAAACACACACGCCUAGCAGUCUAAUGCCUACAAAUUCCAAUGCAAUCCCUGGAAAUGCAGAUACCUCUGGAAACCCAAUCAGUCAUUGUAUGAUCUGAAACAUUCAGUCUUUUCAGUCUAUAUUGCAAAAAGUACCGUUGAGCAUACAAGGAUGCCAGGGUCUUAGGCACUGACGCAAAUUUCUCACUUUGCUCCUGAAUAACCGGGUGAUGAACGAGACUUGGAAGCAUGGUAACGCGAGACUAUGUUGACCCUGAUACACUAGUAUUGUAUGGUAAUAGGUGUCCUUUGAGGAUAGCGCCUCAGCAUAUUAUAACUGACCUUAAUCCUAUAGCACAGAGGUACUGGCUACCUGAGUGUUCCUUCUGAAGGUUUUGUUUGAGUGUUCGAUUCUGUUUGUGUUCCAUCUGAGUGCUCUACCAUCUGAGUGUUCUGUCUUUCUGUCAGUUCUUCUUCUAAGUGUUCCAUACGGGUUUUGUGUCCGAGUGUUCUGUCUUUUUCAGUCUUCCGUCUGUCUGAGCGUUCCGUCUGGGUUCGAGUCUGAGUGUUCUAUCUUUCUGAAUGUUCUGUCUCUUGAGUGUUCUGUAUGUCUGAGUGUUCUGUCUGAAUCUUAUGUCUUUCUAAAUGUUCUGCAUAUAUAAUUAGGAAUUAGAACUCUGCAUGAUUGGCAAAGUCCUGCAAAAAGAUCUGAAGGCCAUUAGCCCAGUGUCAUUGCCAGACUUUUAGGUCGAAGACUAACGAGAUUGGGUCGGCUCUAGUGUGUCACAUUGUUUCGUCUCUGGUGUCCUUCUGUCUCACUCAUCUGUAAGUCUCUCUCUUUCUUUUCACGGGCCAACUUCCUGCCGCUGGUUGUUCCGGCGGCGGGCACCCCACUUAAUCCUGCACUCUGAUUGGCUGCUCACUGCUCAGGGCAUCCUGUCUCCUGGGAGACGGUGGUUGUGUCAACCAAUGACAGAGAGUUCAGAUUAGAGAGCCUGUCAAUCCUAAAGAGUCACCUUCCCAGGACAGAUCUGCUCUAGAAAUAGAUUAUAUCUACGUCAACUGCAGACACCAACUACCGUCAGGUUUGAGUUUUGGUGUGUUUUGGUAUUUUUGUGUGUUUUUGGUGGCAAUAACUGGAGUACUAUUUCACGUUCAGGCUUGAGUGACAAAGAGUUGGGUGAGACAUUCAAAACUCUCCGGGGUAGAUGUGUUUACGCAUACUCAGGGUGUUAAAGAUAUGAAUGUAUAUAUAACCAGAAUUGUUUCUUGGGUUGUGUCUGGCUGUGCUUGUGUACAUAUCCAUGAAGGAUUAGCGUUGACGUACUGCUAGUGGGUAUUUUGAUUUAAUUUGUUAUUUUAAUUCAUCAGCAUUUCAUUUUGAUUUAAUUUGUUAUUUUAAUGCAUCAGCAUUAGUUAACUACCCUCUACUGCACUGUAUUUCUACACCUGUAAUGCUAUUUGAGCCUAGAACCAGGUGUAAAGAAUAUAAGCGUAGUAUAAGGCAUUUGAUGGAUAGGUCCAUGUGUGUGUGCUUGUGUGAUGACCAUCUGCACCUGGCUUCAUGGGCAUAAGUCCAGCAUUGUAUGGUUAGGGUAGCAUGGGUCAAGUCAUGUGUCAGGUUGAUGUGUGCGUCUGUGUGUGUCAGUAAUGUCAGUAUGUGUUGUGGAUGGUGUCCAACACUGGUAAUAGUAGACAAGCUUGGGUUGGGCCAUCUUCACAACGCCACUGAUACUUUCCAGAGGGAAUACACCUUUAAUAGUCGUGUAGAUACAGUAUAUAAACACUGAUGUGUGUAGCUUUGGUUUCAGUCUUUUAUACACGACUGGCAAUAACAGGUGCAUACUUAACCCUGGUGCCUUUUUCCCUGGUUUAUGCAUGUAUCUAACAGUUAGGCCUAAAUCAUGUAUUGAUGUUCUCUCUUUCUCUCUUCUCUGUUAAUCAACAGAAGACGCUGGUCCUAGGAGGUCUACAAUAACUAGCGAGGUGAGGGCUAGUUACACACACACACUAAAUAUACCUAAAAUGACAUAUGUUUUUAUGCAGUAAAGCGUGCACUGCAGUGGAAGUAACCCACAAAUAAAACGAGUCCCCCCUCUUCUCCCUCAGAUGCCGUCCCCCACAGCUCAGGGUCUAGGCCCAGGUCAGGAGAAGAAGAUUGGCCACAGGAGAGUAGACGCCUCUGGAGAGACCACCUACAAGAAGGUACAGUACUCCUUUCCUCUUCUGCAUCCCUUUCUCUCCUUACAUUUACAUUUACAUUUACGUCAUUUAGCAGACGCUCUUAUCCAGAGCGACUUACAAAUAGGUGCAUUCACCUUAUAGCCAGUGGGAUAACCACUUUACAAUGUUUAUUUUUUUUUGGGGGGGGGGGGUAGAAGGAUUACUUUAUCCUAUCCCAGGUAUUCCUUAAAGAGGUGGGGUUUCAAAUGUCUCCGGAAGGUGGUGAGUGACUCCGCUGUCCUGGCGUCGUGAGGGAGCUUGUUCCACCAUUGGGGUGCCAGAGCAGCGAACAGUUUUGACUGGGCUGAGCGGGAACUAUACUUCCGCAGAGGUAGGGGAGCCAGCAGGCCAGAGGUGGAUGAACGCAAUGCCCUCGUUUGGGUGUAGGGACUGAUCAGAGCCUGAAGGUACGGAGGUGCCGUUCCCCUCACAGCUCCAUAGGCAAGCACCAUGGUCUUGUAGCAGAUGCGAGCUUCAACUGGAAGCCAGUGGAGUGUGCGGAGGAGCGGGGUGACGUGAGAGAACUUGGGAAGGUUGAACACCAGACGGGCUGCGGCAUUCUGGAUGAGUUGUAGGGGUUUAAUGGCACAGGCAGGGAGCCCAGCCAACAGCGAGUUGCAGUAAUCCAGACGGGAGAUGACAAAUGCCUGGAUUAGGACCUGUGCCGCUUCCUGUGUAAGGCAGGGUCGUACUCUCCGAAUGUUGUAGAGCAUGAACCUACAGGAUCGGGUCACCGCCUUGAUGUUAGCGGAGAACGACAGGGUGUUGUCCAGGGUCACGCCAAGGCUCUUCGCACUCUGGGAGGAGGACACAACGGAGUUGUCAACCGUGAUGGCGGUUUUCUUCCUUCCACUCUCCCCUGACCUUUCUGACCUUUCUGUACUUCUUUUCCUUCUCCUAUCUCACUUAUCCUCCUUUCAUCCUUUUCCUCCCUCAUAUUAGUUUUCAUGGAUCUAUUUAAGUGACUUGUGGUUUGUAACCUGACUGCCUGUGCCCUACAGACCACGUCCUCUGCCCUGAAAGGUGCCAUCCAGCUGGGCAUCGGCUACACGGUGGGCAACCUGAGCUCCAAGCCGGAGAGAGAUGUCCUCAUGCAGGACUUCUACGUGGUCGAGAGCAUCUUCUUCCCCAGGUGUGUUUCUGAUUGUGUGUGUUUUGUAUGGAUGGAAGAUGUGUUUGUAAAUGGGGAGGGGGGGUUGUGUGUAUGUGUGUGUGUGUGCAUAGAUACUCAAAUCUAUGAUAGAUACUCUCAAGUACGAUGCCCCUUUCUCUCUCCUGUCUUUAUCUCUUUCUGGCUCCCACUCCCAUAUUCUCUCCCUCUUCUCACCAGUGAGGGUAGUAACCUGACUCCUGCCCACCACUACCCAGACUUCAGGUUUAAGACCUACGCCCCCGUGGCCUUCCGUUACUUCAGAGAGCUGUUUGGGAUCCGACCCGAUGACUACCUGGUGAGAGACAGUAACCAUAGUAAAAGCAUUACAGAUAGUCUUGUUAAUAUGUAGGUUAAAUAUACACUACCAUUCAAAUGUUUGGGGUCACUUAGAAAUGUCCUUGUUUUCCAUGAAAACAUACAUGAAAUGUGUUUGAAUAGGAGGAAAAAGCAAAAUGCAUAGGAAAUGUAGUCAUUGACAAGGUUAGAAAUAAUGAUUUUUAAUAGAAAUAAUAAUUGUGUCCUUCAAACUUUGCUUUCAUCAAAGAAUCCUCCAUUUGCAGCAAUUACAGCCUUGCAGACCUUUGGCAUUCUAGUUGUCAAUUUGUUGAGGUAAUCUGAAGAGUUUUCACCCCAUGCUUCCUGAAGCACCUCCCACAAGUUGGAUUGGCUUGAUGGGCACUUCUUACGUACCAUACGGUCAAGCUGCUCCCACAACAGCUCAAUAGGGUUAAGAUCCGGUGACCGUGUUGGCCACUCAAUUAUAGACAGAAUACCAGCUGACUGCUUCUUCCCUAAAAGUUAUUGCAUAGUUUGGAGCUGUGCUUUGGGUCAUUGUCCUGUUGUAGGAGGAAAUUGGCUCCAAUCAAGCGCCAUCCACAGGGUAUGGCAUGGCGUUGCAAAAUGGAGUGAUAGCCUUCCUUCUUCAAGAUCCCUUUUACCCUGUACAAAUCUCCCACUUUGCCACCACCAAAGCAUCCCCAGACCAUCACAUUGCCUCCACCAUGCUUGACAGAUAGCAUCAAGCACUCCUCCAGCAUCUUUUCAUUUGGUCUGCAUCUCACAAAUGUUAUUUGUGAUCCGAACACCUCACACUUCGAUUCGUCUGUCCAUAACACUUUUUUUCCAAUCUUCCUCUGUCCAUUGUCUGUGUUCUUUUGCCCAUCUUAAUCUUUUCUUUUUAUUGGCUAGUCUGAGAUAUGGCUUUUUCUUUGCAACUCUGCCUAGAAGGUCAGCAUCCCGGAGUCGCCUCUUCACUGUUGACGUUGAGACUGAUGUUUUGCGGGUACUAUUUAAUGAAGCUGUCAGUUGAGGACCUGUGAGGCGUCUGUUUCUCAAACUAGAUACUCUAAUGUAUUUGUCCUCUUGCUCAGUUGUGCACCGGGGCCUCCCACUCCUCUUUCUAUUCUGGUUAGAGCCAGUUUGCGCUGUUCUGUGAAGGGAGUAGUACACAGCGUUGUACGAGAUCUUCAGUUUCUUGGCAAUUUCUCACAUGGAAUAGUCUUCAUUUCUCAGAACAAGAAUAGACUGAUGAGAUUCAGAAGAAAGUUUGUUGUUUCUGGCCAUUUUGAGCCUGUAAUCGAAUCCACAAUUGCUGAUGCUCCAGAUACUCAACUAGUCUCAAGAAGGCCAGUUUUAUUGCUUCUUUAAUCAGCACAACAGUUUUCAGCUGUGCUAACAUAAUUGCAAAAGGGAUUUCUAAUGAUCAAUUAGCCUUUUAAAAUGAGAAACUUGGAUUAGCAAACACAACGUGCCAUUAGAACACAGGACUGAUGGUUGCUGAUAAUGGGCCUCUGUACGCCUAUGUAGAUAUUCCAUUAAAAAUCUGCCGUUUCCAGCUACAAUAGCCAUUUACAACAUUAACAAUGUCUACACUGUAUUUCUGAUCAAUUUUAUGUUAUUUUAAUGGACAAAAUAAUUGAUUUUCUUUCGAAAACAAGGACAUUUCUAAGUGACCCCAAACUUUUGAACGUUAGUGUAGUAUCCUACAUCAGGUGAUUCAUUGCAUAAUAUGACAUCCUGUGGAUUUAUCAAGGAAACAUGAUCCUCUGUUACAUAUGCUCUGGCCACACACACUGGAAUACAUAUGCACAGAUUGAUUAACACACAGGCAGACAUUAUACAUGCUGACACACAUACACUCUGACACACAUACUGUAAAUACAUGCACACACACAGUCACUCCAAUAACCUCACACUACCGGCACCAGAUGGAGAUUAGCAUACUAAGACUUUCUUUUUAAAGCUCCAAGCUGAUAACAGUAGACACUCAGUUACAGUAUAGGCCUACUCAGAAACAACGUUGGAGUAUCUAUUUCUAUUGGUUUCUAUGUACAUGCAUAGUUUUACAAUUACAGGAAAAUAUAAUAUUUUACUCACUGUAUGAGCAUGAGGAAUCCAUUCUGCAACAUUCUUAGUUUUUCUCUGAAAAAGAGAGAGUGCAUGGGUAUCUUAAUUAUACUCAUUGUGUAGAGACAGAGGAUCUUCACUCUCUCCCCUUAUGCCUGUUCAAGCCCCUGUAUAUCUGGCCUUCCAGAAAGUAGAAACCCUGCAAAGUGCCUAAUGAAGGACCAUCUAAAGCACCCUAUAAAGUGCCCUAUAUGAACCUCUCCAGUGUUGGUGCCAUUUUCUAUGUUAUCUCUACGGCCCACUGAUGUAUCCUGUGUGUAUAUAUGUGCUUUCUCUUCAGUACUCUCUAUGUAAUGAGCCCCUAAUCGAGCUGUCCAAUCCCGGUGCCAGCGGCUCCAUAUUCUAUGUAACCAGGGACGACGAGUUCAUCAUCAAAACAGUCAAUGCCAAGGAGGCGGAGUUUCUGCAGAAACUACUUCCUGGAUACUACAUGGUCAGUAUGUCACAAGCCCCUCCUUCAUUCCAAUGAAUGUGUGUGUGCAUGUGUGUUGGUCACAUCUUAGCCCCCUGGGGUUAACCUAUGUUCAGCUAUGACGCCAAUAGGGACUUCCAUGGACUAAGCACAUCACUAAGAAACGUCACACGCCUUAAGCACACACGGCCAGAGGUUUUAAAUUCAACCGACUCACGUCUGUCAGGUGUCUUGGACAGGAGCCAGGAGCCAGGAGUCAGGGUCACUGCAGGCAGAAUCUGCAGGGGCAUGUCUUGUUAAUGUUAUUAUAAUAACGUUUUUAUAACGUAUAGCAAGCUAAUCAAUUAACCUUUUGUACAGUAUUCUUGUUUUUGUAUCAAUGUAUGGCUUAAUGAACAUUAAUUUCCCAGGCAUUUCUUAUUUCUACAAAUGUUUUAAGGGGAAAUGUUUAACUAGUCAAACUGACAUUAUAUCUAAAAUUCACUGGAUUUGAUGUCCUAAUCAUUUCCCAAUGUUGCAUGUAAAGAACACUAAAAUAGGCACAGAAUUAUCUUUUUCUCACUCUUUAAUUUUCCCCUUCUCCCCUCUUCCUCUCUUCUCUCUAGAAUCUGAAUCAGAACCCGAGGACCCUGCUUCCUAAGUUCUUUGGUCUCUACUGCGUCCAGUCUGGUGGUAAAAACAUCCGCAUCGUGGUCAUGAACAAUGUGUUACCACGCGCCGUACGCAUGCACCUCAAGUUCGACCUGAAGGGCUCCACGUAUAAACGGCGUGCGUCGAAGAAAGAGAGGGAGAAAUCGAAUCCCACCUUUAAAGAUCUGGACUUUAUAUCAGAUGUACCGGAAGGACUGACCCUGGAUCAGGAUACAUACAGCGCCCUGCUAAAGACCCUACAGAGAGACUGUCUGGUGAGAAAGGGAGGAUGAGGAGAAGGGAAAUGAGGAGAGGGUGGGGGGAAUACAUAAGACCCUCCCUGUCUGGUGAGAGAGGGAGAAGAGGAAGAGAAGGGGAGGGAAGAGAGUGGAGGAAGAGUAGGGUGGUUUGGGAUGGACUUACAGGGGAAAACCCAAAAGAGAGACUGGCAUAGAGAGGAGAGAUUGGAUGUAGAAGGAAGGGGAGGAUGAAAGCCAUUAUGACCUGUGUGUCUGUGCUGUCUGGUAGAUCCUCCGAUCAUUCAUUCUGAUCUUCAUUUUCUGUCUGUGGUACUCCAGGUGCUAGAGAGCUUUAAGAUCAUGGACUACAGUCUACUGCUGGGGGUCCACAACCUGGGCCAGGCUGUGAGAGAGUCCCAGGGCUCACCAGCAGGGGGCGAUGAAAAGAAGCCUCUGGCCCAGAGAGCCCUCUACUCCACUGCCAUGGAGUCUAUACAGGGAGGGAAGGCUUGUAGAGACACACUAGACCACGAUGCUACGUGAGUUACCAAGCUAACACACACAGACAUGCAUGUACACACAAACACAUAGAUUCUCUGAGUCUUGGAGUCCUCUCCCACUAAAUGAGAUUAUUUCUUUCUCUCUCUCUCUCUCUCUAGGAUGGGUGGUAUUCCUGCUGUGGAUGGUAAAGGAGAGCGACUCCUUCUCUUUAUUGGAAUUAUCGACAUACUGCAGUCCUACAGGUCAAUUUCACAAAAUCACUCAUUGAGUUACUAAUGAUGUCCUACUAAUCAAAAGCACCAGUACCAAUAUAAUGAUGUAUGAAUCACUGAGUUAUUUUUCUUGUCCUGCAGGCUCAUCAAGAAACUGGAGCACUCGUGGAAGUCUCUGAUCAGUGACGGGGUGAGUCCAGUCGCAGGUUGACGUUUAUUGUCAUGAAUCUUACCCGGGAGGCAGAACUGAGCAAUUUCUGCUAGAUGGGCUAGCUGCAAAGUCAAAAUUGGCUAUAUCGGGGAAAAAAAUUAUGAAAACAAAAAGUAGCUUUUUGUUCUUCAUUUAAGGUUAGAGUUAGGCAUUAGGGUUAGCAGUGUGGUUAAGGUUAGGUUUAGGUUUAAAAUCAGAUUUUAUGACUUUGUGGCUGUGCCAGCUAGUGACCACUCUGCAGAGCUGCCUCCAGGGCAAUAUUCAUCACAAUAAAUGCCACCCUGCAGUCCAAUCCUCAGACUGUGGCACCUUUCCUAGGUUUACACAGGCCCGGUGACAAGCUGCUCUACUUACAGCUACAUAAUCCAACACAUACAGUCAACAGCAUAUAGACAGACAAAAUGUCCUUACACUUUUAAGGAGUAGCCUAUGGAUGGAACAUUACUCUGAUACUGGGAAUGGCUAGUAGGUUAUUAUUUUAGAACCAACUAGAGGUUUGAAAAGGUGACAUGGACUAACUCUCCCAUUUCAAUAAUUCACUACGGUAUGCCUGACUGUGUAGAUGUGUUUGAUGGUUUGUUUGCUAAGAUGGUUUCCCCUUCUCUCUAUCUCUCUCAGGACACAGUGUCAGUCCACAGGCCCAGUUUCUAUGCAGACAGGUUCUACAAGUUCUGCAGCACCACCGUCUUUAGAAAGAGCUGCUGUGAGUAGGAACACAUUACACUACAUACAACAAAUGUUUUAUUUUAUAUUUCUGCUCACAAACCACAUAUUGAGUAUUCGAUUAAUUGAGAUUUCCUUGUGAAUACUUUCUCUUUUCUCUCUCAUCCAUCUCCACCCUCUUUCUCGCCUCUCCUCCCCUCCAGCCCUGAGGUCUUCUCCCUCCAAGAGGGGACGAGGAGGGGCUCUGCCCGUGCCCAAAAUCAGUGUCCAAACACAGCUUUCCAUAGAGAGAGAGAACCAGGAGAACGAAGACCUGCACCUCAGAGGGGCUCGUGGCUUCCCUCUGCUGGAGGAGGACGGUAAGACGGUUACCACACUCCAUAUAUCUAUACAGAGGCUGACCUAAGGAAACUGGCUCUCCUGUUUGAGCCAAAAAGGCCGACAAGCAUUUGAGGACAAAUAGCUUUUUUUCAACACAGCUAUUUGGGUGAAGUGUCAUGCUGUGGUGGUAGAUUACUAAUACUCUUAUCACUAUAAUUUCUCUCUCUCUUCUCGCCUCUCAGGUCAGAGAGAGCAUCCCCAUACUCCUCCGUCUUUGGAGGAUGCGACCACAGCAUCCAUCGCUACCACUCUCUCCUCAACCAACUCUCUCCCUACCACACCCUUUGAUACACCAGAACACCCACGUUUCAGGUACACACACACACACACACACUAGAGAACUACUACAGCAGCAAGCUAGCUCAUUCUCCAACAGAAAGGUGCAGUAUUCAGAAGUAUUGACAGUGACCAAAAUCAAACUCCUGCUGCAAAUAUGAAAUUACAUUUACAUUUUAGUCAUUUAGCAGAUGCUCUUAUCCAGAGCGACUUACAGUUAGUAAACUUUUUGAUUUUUUCAUACUGGCCCCCCGUGGGAAUCGAAUCCACAACCCUGGCGUUGCAAGCGCCAUGCUCUACCAACUGAGCUAUUUUAUUGGUCGCAUACACAUAUUUAGCAGAUGUAUGUGAUGGGAUUUAUGGACAGUAUGUAGUAUAUCUGAAGAAUACGUAGGAUAGAAUACUAUAUGUACAGCAAUAGUUGAAUAGGAUGGCCUUGACGAGAAUACAGUAUAUACAUAUGAAAUGGGUAAAACAGUAUGUCAACAUUAUUAAAGUGACCAGUGUUCCAUUAUAAAAGUGACCAGUGUUCCAUGUCUAUGUACAUAGGGCAGAAGCCUCUAAGGUGCAGGGUUGAGGAACCGGGAGGUAGCUGGCUAGUGACUGAGUUCAGGGCAGGGUACUGGGUGGAGGCCGGAUAGUGAUGGCUAUUUAACAGUCUGAUGGCCUUGAGAUAGAAGCUGUUUUUCAGUCUCUCUGUCCCAGCUUUGAUGCACCUGUACAGACCUCGCCUUCUGGAUGAUAGCGGGGGAACAGGCCGUGGCUCGGGUGGCUGAGGUCCUUGAUGAUCUUCUUGGCCUUCCUGUGGGUGGACCAUUUCAGAUUGUCAGUGAUGUGUACACCCAGGAACUUGAAGCUUUUCACCUUCUCCCUUGUGGCCCCCGUCGGUGUGGAUGGGGGCGUGCUCCCUCUGCUGUCUCCUGAAGUUCACGAUCAGCUCCUUCGUUUUGUUGAUGUUGAGGUUAUUUUCCUGCCACCACUCCGCCAGGUCCCUCACCUCCUCCCUGUAGGCUGUCUCGUCGUUGUUGGUAAUCAUGCCUACCACUGUUGGGUUGUCUGCUAACUUGAUGAUUGUAUUAGUUUAGUUAAUUGACUAAUAAUAAGGCUCGGGGCGACGUGCCCGGACAUUCAUGCAAUAAGCAAGCUAGCUAAGCAGAUGGCUAUGUGACCUGUUAGCAAAGAUUACGAUAACUAACCCUUUCAUAUGUGGUGUUAGCUAGCAAGCUAUAUUAGCUACUAUGCUGGCUAGAUAAACAUGGUGCUAAGAUAUCAGAUAGGAGCUUAUAGGCAACGUAGUUAGCUAACAUUAGCUGGUUAUCAUUUUGAACGUGCACCAUUUUCGGCAGCGAGCCAUAUGACUAAGCUAUUUAUUGGUGUGCUGAUCUGACCAGUCACAAUCGUAUGCGUAAAUUGACAGUUGAUAUACGGAUUAGCUGAUUGUCGUAAUAGGGAAGGAAGUGUUUUAAAAUUCCUAAAUAAAGGUUGGCAAUACAUAAGCUACAUAAGAAUCUCCCUGCAUGUUUAUGGACCAAGAAAGCUGUAGAUCAAAUCAAAUCAAAUGUUAUUUGUCACGUGCCAAAUAAAACCGGUGUAGACCUUACCGUGAAAUGCUUACUUACAAGCCCUUAACCAACAAUGCAGUUUUAAGAAAAUAAGAGUUAAGAAAAUAUUUACUAAAUAAAGUUUAAAGAAAACUCAAACUAUGGGCAGAUUUGAGUCAUUCAGACAACACAUACAUCGUCGUUUCAUAUUUUUUCCUACCCUCGCUCUCCUUGUUAGUUAGAUAUUAUGCACAUUUAUGGCUUCGUAGAAAAUAACAUCGCCAUUGAACUGGUUCUCAUAGUAGCAGUAAACAGCACCAAGUGACGUGAGGAGAUGUGAAAGAGAGCAGAGUUACAUCCUCGCUCUAUCCAAUCGUAGCAGUAGGAUGAAGAUACAACCCGUUCAUUUCUUGACAGAUAGUUGAACUAGCCAAUUGAGCUAUUUCGAAUUUCAUCCUGGCAGCAGAGUAGUUUUAGAGAUGCGUCCUGACAGCUAAAUGUUUUUUUUUUUAGAUCAUGGAAAAUGACAAAAAAUACUUGUUUCAUGAUGUUACGUUGGACCCAUUUGCAUUGAAUAGAUGUUAUAUAUUCUCAAACUACACUGAACAAAAAUAUAAACGCAACAUGCAACAAUUUUUUACUGAGUACAGUUCAUAUAAGGAAAUCAGUAAAUUGAAAUAAAUUCAUUAGGCCCUAAUCUAUGGAUUUCACGACUGGGAAUACAGAUAUGCAUCUGUUGGUCACAGAUACACUAUAUACAAAAGUAUGUGGACACCCCUUCAAAUUAGUGGAUUCGGCUAUUUCAGCCACACCCGUUGCUGACAGGUGUAUAAAAUUGAGCACACAGCCAUGCAAUCUCCAUAGACAAACAUUGGCAGUAGAAUUGCCUUACUGAAGAGCUCAGUGACUUUCAACGUGGCACUGUCAUAGGAUGCUAUCUUUCCAACAAGUCAGUUUGUCAAAUUUCUGCCCUGCUAGAGCUGCCCCGGUCAACUGUAAGUGCUGUUAUUGUGAAGUGGAAACGUCUAGGAGCAACAAUGACUCAGCUGCAAAGUAGUAGGCCACACAAGCUCACAGAACGGGACCGCGAGUGCUGAAGGGCAUAGCACGUAAAAACCGUCUGUCCUCGGUUGCAACACUCACUACUGAGUCCCAAAGUGCCUCUGGGAGCAACGUAAGCACAAUAACUGUUCAUCGGGAGCUUCAUGAAAUAGGUUUCCAUGUCCAAGCAGCCACACACAAGCCUAAGAUCACCAUGCACAAGAGUCGUCUGGAGUGGUGUAAAGCUCGCCGCCAUUGGACUCUGGAGCAGUGGAAACGCGUUCUCUGGAGUGAUGAUUCAUGCUUCACCAUCUGGCAGUCCGUCGGACAAAUCUGGGUUUGGCGGAUGCCAGGAGAACACUACCUGCCCGAAUGCAUAGUGCCAACUGUAAAGUUUGGUGGAGGAGGAAUAAUGGUCUGGUGCUGUUUUUCAUGGUUCAGGCUAGGCCUCUUAGUUCCAGUGAAGGGAAAUCUUAACUAUACAGCACACAAUGACAUUCUAGACGAUUCUGUGCUUCCAACUUUGUGGCAACAGUUUGGGGGAGUACCUUUCCCGUUUCAGCAUGACAAUACCCCCGUGCACAAAGCGAGGUCCAUACAGAAAUGGUGGAAGAACAUGACUAGCCCGCACAGAGCCCUGACCUCAACCUCAUCGUACACCUUUGGGGUGAAUUGCAACGCCGACUUGUCUGGUGAGUAUGCAGGCCAGGUACACUGGUUGAGUAUGUGGCAUGGAAGGAAUCUGUGUGAGAUUCAGCUUCCAUUGCGACAUGGAUUGUGGACUGGUGGCCCGUGCAUUAUCAUGCGAUCCAGGCUGAAACAUGAGGUGAUGGCGGCGGAUGAAUGACAAUGGGCCUCAGGAUCUCAUCACGGUAUCUCAGUGCAUUGAAAUUGCCAUAGAUGAAAUGCAAUUGUGUUCUAGUCCGUAGCUUAUGCCUGCCGCUACCAUAACCCCACAGCCACCAUGCGGGACACUCUGUUCACAAUGUUGACAUCAACAAACCGCUCGCCCACACGAUGUCAUACACACUGUCUGCCAUCUGCCCAGUACAGUUGAAACCAGGAUUCAUCCGUGAAGAGCACACUUCUCCAGUUGCCAGUGGCCAUCGAUGGUGAGCAUUUCCCCACUGAAGUCGGUUACGACGCCAAACUGCAGUCAGGUCAAGACCCUGGUGAGGAUGACGAGCACGCAGAUGAGCUUCCCUGAGACCCUACAGUUUCAUCAGCUAUCCGGGUGGCUGGUCUCAGAUGAUGCCGCAGGUGAAGAAGCCGGAUGUGGAGUUCCUGGGCUGGUGUAGUUACACGUGAUCUGUGGUUUUGAGGCUGGUUGGACUUACUGCCAAAUUCUCUAAAACAACGUUGGAGGCGGCUUAUCCUAGAGAAAUGAACAAUUAAUUCUCUGGCAACAGCUCUGGCGGACAAUUCUGCAGUCAGCAUGCCAGUUGCACACUCCCUCAAAACUUGAGACAUCUGUGGCAUUGUGUUGUGUGACAAAACUGCACAUUUUAGAGUGGCCUUUUAUUGUCCCCAGCACAAGGUGCACCUGUGUAAUGAUCAUACUGUUUGAUCAGCUUAUUCAUAUGCCACACCUGUCAGGUGGAUGGAUUAUCUUGGCAAAGGAGAAAUGCUCACUAACAGGGAUAUAAACACAUUUGUGCACAACAUUUGAGAGAAAUAAAUGUUUUGUGCAUGUGGAAAAUUUCUGGGGUCUUUUAUUUCAGCUCAUGAAACAUGGGACCAACACUUUACAUGUUGCGUUUAUAUUUUUGUUCAGUGUAACAGCAGUGCCUAUAUGAUGUCCUUCCAUACAGACGUGACAUGCUGGAGUAAUGCUUCAAUGCAGAUGUUGAUCAGUAGGCUAAUAUAAGUCCCAAAUGGAAGGCAAACAGAUUGUUUGUCAUUUGUAGCACCAUAGACUCCACUGAUCAGCCAAAACAAGCUCAAUAACUCAAUGCAUGCACAUACUCCUACUGAAUAUGCAUUCACCUGUAUUGUGAGUAGGCCUAUGCCAUCUUAAUUCACCCAGUUUAUCAAGAGAUUUACCAUUCAAAAUGUAUUUUUACUAUUAUGUUAUGUAGUCAGAUUGGUAAAAACAAAGUCAAAUGUAUUGUUUGAUUUUAAAAUUGAUGCAUUAAUGCAUACAUGGCUGUCUCUGGGAAAUGUCGUCAUCAAAAUGUUCAAAUUUAAUGAAAUUGAAUAUCGGCCUAAAAUAUCGGCCUCCUUGACCACCAAAAACUGGUAUUGGCCCUAAAAAAGUAUAUAUUUUUCUCUAACACACACACAAUCCUACAGAUACUCACUUACCUGUCCCUGUUCUACCCCACAGGAGGCCAACCCACUCUCCACGGGACCGUGAGGGCAGGUAAGCAGUCUUAUUUCAUGCCCUUUUAAUCUAAUACAUCUCUUCUUAUCUGACCAUUCUGACUGUGAUUGAAUGUCUGAUGUCACUUCCUGUGCUGUCCCAUGUAGUUUCAGGCCACAGAAAGAAGUAGUGGAGGUGCAUGAGCAGACCAUCACUGUUGCUGUAGAGGUGAAGAGGGAACCUACAACCAGGUACACACUCACACAGACGAACGCACACACACACACAUUAUCGCCUGUCUGACAGCAGUGUGUCUAUCUCUGUCACAGUGUGGUUCCAGAGGACCUUCAGGACUCUAAAGUAACAGAGGAGGAAGUCAUCACACAGACCACAGCUGCUUCCCCCACCUCCUCUACACCUCCUUCAACCCCUCCUCCCUCCUCCGCCCCUCCAUCCUCCACUCCUCCCUGCUCAGUCCCACCAGCCUCCACUCUCCCUCGUUCCCUUCCUCCCUCAGUCCCUUCCUCCUCUGCCCCUCACUCGAACUCCACUCUCCCUUCUUCUUCCACUCAUCCUUUCUCCACCCCUCAAUCAUCAGCUCACAACGCCUCCACCCUUCCACCCUCUGCAGUCCCUACAGCCUCCACCUCUCCCUCUUCCACCACUCCCGCCUCCACCUUUCCUUCCUCCUCCCGCCAUUCUUCUCUCCUUCCAAGCACCCCUCCCUCCUCUCUCCCUCCGAGCCCCCAGGUGACAGCAGAACGCUUUUCGUCCAAUCAUCUGUCUGUCACCUCGUCCGUCAGCCACAACUCACUGGAGGGGGAGGUGCCAGUCUCAGACAUCUACUUUGUAAGUCGUGUGUGUGUGUGUGUGUGUGUGUGUGUGUGUGUGUGUGUGUGUGUGUGUGUGUGUGUGUGUGUGUGUGUGUGUGUGUGUGUGUGUGUGUGUGUGUGUGUGUGUGUGUGUGUAAGUAACAGUGUUCAGCGUGUGAGUUUAGCCCUGGAGCUCCUUUUUGUUUACUGGGGUUUUGGAUUUCUUACAGUUGGGCAGUAAGGACAGCGUGGUUGAUCUAUGAGGGUGAGGGUGUCUGUAGUUUGCUGUCAUGGAUCAUUGAUCAUUAAUCACAAAGUGUGGCUUUAAAGCAUGUGGCAAUGUUGGUUCUCUCCCUGCAAUAAAGAGGUUGGAUUGAAUCCUGAGACACCACAUGCCUGAUAAUAACCAUUCUGCUGACAUAGCAACUGGGAGAGACAACAGUCUAUUUUGUGUUGUGUGGUGUGGAUUGCAUGUUUGCUUGUGGCAUGUGUGUUGCUCAUGCCUGGCUGAUCCAUAUUAAUCCAGUCAUGUGAUUCAUUCUUCUAAUACCCCAGUCAUAUCAUGAUGUGUCGUCAACAGCAAUCUGGCCUGGUGGUUCAUUCAACAUUAUGUUAUUUCUUCAUCCAUUUUGAAUAUGUAUUAUUCCAUUCUCCUCUUCAUUUUCACUCUCUUUUUCCUCUCUCUCCACUGUCCCAUCCCACCCAUGUUGUCACAACAUCCUUCUGUCAUCUCUCUCUCUCUCUCUCUCUCUCUCUCUCUCUCUCUCUCUCUCUCUCUCUCUCUCUCUCUCUCUCUCUCUCACUUCCUUUUCCAUUUCUCUUCAUCUACCCUCCUGUCCGUACCCGUGUGUGCGCAUGUGUGUGUCUGUGUGUCUUUGUGUAUGCACGUGUGUGUGUGUAUUAUCAGUAUGCUGAUGGGAGGUAUUGGGUGUACUCCCCAAUUCUGGGUCGUAAGAAGCUCAACUCAAGCUCGAGCUGCAAUGUAAGUGUCGGCUGCUGGUUGCACAAGCCAUAGUCAGGUGUAGUGUAAUGUAAAGUGGUGCAGACUGGUGUAGUCCCCUGUAACUCAGUUGGUAGAGCAUGGCGCUUGCAACACCAGGAUUGUGGGUUUGUUUCCCACGGGGGGGGGGGGCCAGUAUGAAAAUGUAUGCACUCACUAACUGUAAGUCGCUCUGGAUAAGAGCGUCUGCUAAAUGACUAAAAUGUAAAUGUAAAAUGUGUAGGCUUUCUUCCCCUGAUUCUGAGCUUGUAGUGCCCAUCUCAAAUCAACCCUUACUCUAGCCCCUUGGGCACUUUGUGUAGUAUAGAUCUGAAAGGAUUGGGUAAGUGUGAGCAAAAUGGCAAAACAACUAAACAUUUAACACCUAAUAUAGGGUUAGAGGAGCUAUUUAGGAUUUGUAGAAAGUCUUCCUCCCUAAAUGUACUUUUCUCUCUCUUCGUCCUGUUUCUGUGUAUGCUGACCUGUGUGUCUGCUGCCCCUGCGGGUUGGGUGGUGUAACAACAGAAUCAGGAGGACAGGAGCUGGGUGUACUCUCCUCUGCACUACGGCUCAGAGUCCAGACCUGGCUCUGACGGGGAGAGCGAGACA
Molecule: messenger RNA, 19021 nt
Organism: Coregonus sp. 'balchen'
Lineage: Eukaryota; Metazoa; Chordata; Actinopteri; Salmoniformes; Salmonidae
Source: the annotation of a GenBank genome assembly